Messenger RNA from Kickxella alabastrina, 681 nucleotides. RefSeq names its product DNA glycosylase. The annotation marks the transcript as partial. NCBI's taxonomy places the organism in Eukaryota, Fungi, Kickxellomycota, Kickxellomycetes, Kickxellales, Kickxellaceae. Gene Ontology annotation, cellular component: nucleus. Gene Ontology annotation, molecular function: DNA binding; oxidized pyrimidine nucleobase lesion DNA N-glycosylase activity; DNA-(apurinic or apyrimidinic site) endonuclease activity. The transcript has a single exon. Gene Ontology annotation, biological process: base-excision repair, AP site formation; base-excision repair; nucleotide-excision repair. The record is from RefSeq and is a predicted model, not a curated record.
CCACCGCGCGACGACUGGGACAUUGUGUUUGACCGGAUCAAAGAGUACCGCGCUACCCACGAGGCGCCCGUGGACACAGUUGGGUGCGAGGCCCUGGGCGCCGAGGAAAAGGAUCCAAAGCUGCAACGCUUCCGGACGCUCAUAUCGCUGAUGCUUUCGGCGCAAACAAAAGACGAGAUCACCGCCGAGGCCGUCCACAAUCUGAGCCAGCGGCUUCCGGGCGGUCUGACGCCAAAGGCGCUGAGCGAGGCACAGACGGAUCUAAUCCACGAGUGCGUGCGGCGCGUCGGGUUCUGGCAGCGCAAGUCGGGCUAUAUUAAAGAGGCAGCGCGCACGUGCCUUGAGCAGCACGACGGUGACAUCCCGCGCACCGUCACCCAGCUUCUGUCGCUGCCGGGCGUCGGGCCCAAGAUGGCGUAUUUGGCCAUGCAGGCGGCCUGGCAGGACAAUCAAGGAAUUGGUGUCGACACACACGUGCUGCGAAUUUCACACAGGCUCGGCUGGGUGUCCGAUCUGGCCAGGACGCCCGAGGCGACUCGGCACGCGCUCGAGUCGUGGAUGCCCAAGUCGCUCUGGCGCGAGAUCAACCCUCUGCUUGUCGGCCUCGGUCAGACCGUGUGCCGCGGCGUGGGCCCGAAAUGCGGCGAGUGCCCUGUGAGCCAGUACUGUCCAAGCGCGCAG